This is a messenger RNA of Cryptotermes secundus, 3465 nucleotides long. RefSeq names its product alanine--tRNA ligase, cytoplasmic. Bases 1 to 3189 code for a protein of 1062 amino acids. The record is from RefSeq and is a predicted model, not a curated record. Gene Ontology annotation, molecular function: alanine-tRNA ligase activity; aminoacyl-tRNA deacylase activity; ATP binding. The transcript is spliced from 20 exons. Lineage: Eukaryota; Metazoa; Arthropoda; Insecta; Blattodea; Kalotermitidae. Gene Ontology annotation, biological process: tRNA modification; alanyl-tRNA aminoacylation. Gene Ontology annotation, cellular component: cytoplasm; mitochondrion.
AUGCGGCGAUAUUCCAAGAACAACACCUCUGAGAGCUCUAAAGAAAUUUGUGUGUGGGCUUGGGAGCUUCUCACUCAAGUAUUCAAACUUCCUUCUGACCGUCUCUAUGUAACAUACUUUGGCGGUGACAAAGCAGCUGGUCUGGAACCAGAUGAAGAAUGCAGAGAAAUUUGGAUCAGCAUAGGCCUUGCACCUUCUCAUGUAUUACCUGGCUGCAUGAGAGACAAUUUUUGGGAAAUGGGAGACACUGGCCCUUGUGGGCCUUCUUCGGAACUCCAUUUCGAUCGAAUUGGUGGGCGUAAUGCAGCUCACCGAGUGAAUACCAAUGACCCUGAUGUCAUAGAAAUUUGGAAUAUUGUUUUUAUGCAGUUUAAUAGAGAAGUAGAUGGAAGUUUGAAAUCACUUCCCAGAAACCAUGUUAACUGCGGAAUGGGGCUGGAACGCCUGGUUUCUGUUAUCCAACAGAAACAUUCAAACUAUGAUACGGAUCUCUUCAUGCCUCUGUUUGCUGCAAUUCAACAAGGCACAGGAGUACCACCAUACAGAGGUUAUGUUGGUGAAGAUGAUGUGAAUGGCAUUGACAUGGCUUAUCGUGUGGUGGCAGACCAUGCCCGAACCCUGACAAUAGCUUUGUCUGAUGGAGGACGUCCUGGUAACACUGGCCGAGGCUAUGUGUUAAGGCGCAUUCUGCGACGAGCUGUGAGAUAUGCAGCUGAGAAGCUGAAUGCUAACCCUGGUUUCUUUGCAACACUUGUUAACACAGUUGUUGAGAUUCUAGGGGAUACAUUCCCAGAGGUUAAGAAGGAUCCACAGAGUGUUAUAGAUUUGAUCAAUGAAGAAGAAACACAGUUCCUUAAAACUUUGACUCGAGGUCAUAACUUGCUGAACCGAACCAUUAUGAAGCUGGGAAAUUCUAAAACUCUUCCAGGUGAUGUGGCAUGGAGACUGUAUGAUACAUAUGGAUUCCCAGUCGAUUUAACACAGCUGAUGUGUGAGGAGAAGGGUUUUACUGUUGACAUUAAUGCAUAUGAGGAAGCGAAGAAACAAGCCCAGAUUUUAUCACAAGAGAAAGGUGGACGGUAUGAUGAUAAAAUUAUCUUGGAUAUCCAUGCCAUCACUGAACUUCAUGAUCAGAAUGUCCCUCUGACAGAUGAUUCACCAAAGUACAAUUACUGUGCCAAAUCUGAAGAUAAGGAUUCAGAGUAUGAGUUUGAUGUUUGUAUUGCCAAGGUGUUAAAACUGUGGCAUUCCAAGNAAUCUGGUUUGAAACCAAUGUCUCGGCUUGAUUUCUACAUCAAAAUUAUAGAAUCUCUAGGUGAAGAAUGGAUGCAGGAGAGAACAAAUGUACCUACAGCUGGACCAUCAGAUGGAGGGGAAAAUAAGGAGAAAUUUUUGAGAAAGUUGCCCCCAGGUACACAAAAGGAUUGCUAUGACAAUGAAUUUUCUUCAUCUUCCAGAUGUAAUAUCUGCCAUUAUUUUAAGGUCAUAUGGGAAGUUGGGAGAAACAAUCAGUCUUUAAGCAUUUCAUGUAUUGCUAUGCUUAAUGUUGUUUUCUUUCUGCAGAAUGUAGAAUUCUCUGUAAAGAAUGUACAGAUCACAGGAGGAUAUGUGCUACAUAUUGGUACAGUAGAAGGGAUACUUUGUGAAGGAGAUGAGGUAUCAUUACACCUCGACACACCUCGGAGACGCCUAGUGAUGAACAGCCACACAGGAGCUCAUGUGUUGAAUUUUGCUUUGCGAGCUGUGUUGGGGACAGAGGCAGAUCAGAAAGGUUUCCUUGCAACACCUGACAGAAUACGUUUUGACUUCCAAAAGAAGGGUGCAAUGUCUGUUGAGCAAGUAAAGGCUACAGAAGUUCAUUCCAAUGCUGUGAUAGAUAAAAAUGAACCUGUAUAUGCUAAAGAAGCUAGCUUGGCUGUUGCAAAAACAAUCCAAGGCGUCCGUGCAGUAUUUCAAGAGACCUAUCCGGAUCCUGUCAGAGUGGUGUCUAUAGGAAUCCGCGUUGAAAAGUUGGAAGAGGACCCUUGUGGACCAGCAGGCAAUACUACUUCAGUUGAAUUUUGUUGUGGGACGGGAGUGAGAUAUCACAAUAUCCAAGUGCCUGAGAUGCUCCCCGAAACUUCUGGAAAAUACCAAGACAUCGUCCAUGUAAAACACAAUGAACUCAUCAGUCUCACCACCAAAGGCCAAUUUCAGGGCUCUGACAAAUCGGAUAGUGAAUUUGGGAACCCAUACGGCGUGCGUGUGUACUGGUACACUGUAGAAUCGAACAAGAAUGCAGUGUACUUCCGGGAGUCUCUGUGCAGUGGAAUUUCCCUCCGCGCUCUGGAGGCUAGGUUGCGACUCUGUCCGUACUUCCUCUUGGCCCCUUCGGUGUGGUCCCUGACAGCUGUGGUGGCCGUCAUCUGCGCUGCUGUGGCAUUCAUAGUUUCUGAUGAAGAUUUUACUUUAUUUAGACAUUUACAUCAUGCUGGCCAUGUUGGAAAAUUUGUUAUUGCAAGUGAAGAAGCAGUUUCCAAGGGUAUCAGAAGAAUUGUGGCCCUCACAGGAGCUGAAGCUUCAAAGGCUUUAAAGAAGACAGAGCUGCUUGAAAAAGAGUUGAACAAGUUUAUUUCGUUGCUGAACGGUGGCCAUAGUGAAAUCAGCAGUGAGGACCUUAAGGAAAAGAUUGUCAAACUCACAGAUGAUGUCUCCCAUGCAACCAUACCGUACUGGAAGAAGGAGGAAAUGAGGACAAAUUUGAAUCAUCUGAGGAAGCAGUUAACUGACAAGGAUCAAGCCAGAACAGCUGAAAUUACCGCUAAUGUUUUAGAAGAAGUUAAGGCCCUCCUUGCUGGUAACCCGAAGGCACUCGUCAUUGUGCAAGAGCUGAAAGCUUAUUCCAGUAAAAAGGCGCUUGAUAGGGCUCUGAAGCAAGUAAAAGCAUUGUCUGCAGAAACAUCUGCUAUGUUCUUCAGUGUAGACUCAGAAGCAAAAAAGAUAGUGUGCCUUUCAGCAGUGCCUGAAAGUGCUGUGAACAGAGGACUGAAGGCCAAUGAGUGGGUACAACAAGUGUCAGGGCUUAUGCAAGGGAAGGGCGGAGGUAAGCCUGAGGCAGCCCAGGCGUCCGGGUCAAAUGUUUCUUGCCUGCAGGAGGCUCUUGGAAUUGCUGCACAGUUUGCAAAUGCUAAAUUAAAUAGCAGCAGCUGAAGUGACAAAUGAUCCUGUGUUACUUAGGCCAUCUAACUGUUAUGGAAACCAUUCAGGCUGGAAAGAAGUAAUGUGAUGACACAUUAGUGGCUAACAUUAGCUCAGGGACCAGGUGUACAUUUGUUUUAUAUAAUUUCCAUUCAAGGAAGUGGCCCUUGAAAUAUAAGUGUUCACAUUUACAAGUGAAGGUGUAUAAACAGUUCACAUAAUUAAAUUAAUUAUAUAUAAGAGAGCUGAUCAACUUCCUUACAUGUACACUGAAACCUGCAUUUAGGG